ACAGAAUUCAUCAAAACAAUGGCUGAUUUACAUAUUCAAAAUCAACAACAAGAAUCAUCAAUGGCUGAUCAUCUUGAUCAUCACAUUCACACUCACAACACUUCUGUCAAACGCCGUUCACGGCCAACAUCUUCCUCCGAUCAACGCUCAUCCAAGAAGCAUUCUUUCAACCAAGAGAAACUUGCUCGUAAUGGCUUCUCUGCCAUUACUCUUCCUAUUAGUAUCUGCGGUAAUGUUCUUCGCGGAUCUGUCUCGGAUCCAUCAUACACUUUCCAGGAGAAAACAAUGCCGGUAAGAGGGUCAUCUGGUUUGCCACCUCGGCCACCGAUUAGUAGAUGUAACUCUGAAGUUAUUGAUCCUGCAACGGUUAAAGCUGCAGUUUCGCAUUGUUUGAAAUCUGAAGAAAAUUCUCCUCCUGAUUCAAAGAGGCUUAAAAGGAUGAAAGAACAGUUAACAGAAAUGAAGCAAUGGUGGGAUGAAAUUAUGAAAGAUGAGGAAGAAGAAAAUGAAAAAGAACAACAAAAAGAAGAGGAAAAAGAACAAGAAGAAGAAAAAGACUCUCUUGUUGCUGAAGAUGACAAAGUUCCAUCUCAGUCUCAGGAUGAAUUGAGAGCUGAUUAUGAAGAAGCUAUUAGUGUAGAGUGGCUUGAAAAGUGCUUAAGCCUUACUUUUAGGUGUCCAUGUAGAAAGGGCUACGAGUUUCUAAUAAGUGAAAACAAUUGCUACUACAAGUUGGUGUAGAAGAAUAAUUAGUAUGCUUAAUUGAUUCUUCUUAA
Trifolium pratense (red clover) is the source of this 776-nucleotide messenger RNA. Its product is annotated as neuromodulin-like. Bases 19 to 741 code for a protein of 240 amino acids. Lineage: Eukaryota; Viridiplantae; Streptophyta; Magnoliopsida; Fabales; Fabaceae. The record is from RefSeq and is a predicted model, not a curated record. The transcript has 3 exons.